CUCUUCCUUGUCCCUCCUGGCGAUCCUCAACUUUGGCCGGAGAAAGAAGAGGUCGGCUUGGCUUGGCGAGCAAAGCAGCGCAACGGCAGAGUUUGCCCGACUGGCGCAACGAGAAUAAGGUUAGGCGGUCUAUUCGAACCGUCUCUUCCCUCUCGCCAGCGACCUUGCCUCGCCAAGUGCUCAAGGUAUCGACGUGGGGAUCAAGUUGAGAAUGCGAUCAGCCACGAGGGUCGACGAUGCAAGGCUACUGCGAGAUAUGCCAUCGCUUCCGCUCUUGGCAAUGGGCUCGCUGGGCUCGCAAUGCAUCUGGUCGUCGGAGAUGGUCUUUGGCAGCCCUUACCUGCUUCAUCUCGGUCUAUCCAAGUCGGCCAUGGCCUUUGUCUUUGUCGCCGGUCCUCUCAGCGGCCUCAUCGUGCAGCCAGUCAUCGGCAUUUUGAGUGAUCGGAGCACGCAUCCUUGGGGAAGAAGGAGGCCGAUGCUUCUAGCUGGCCUUGCUCUCAGCACCGUCGCCAUGCUUCAGAUCGGGUAUGCCAAGUCAAUAGCCAGUCUCGUGUUCAACGACGUGGGCACACGAGAGGUUGCUACUCGGGUCCUUGCCAUUUCGGCCAUCUUCGCCAUCGACUUCAGUAUCAACGCAGUCAUGGCACUCGACCGAUCGCUGCUUCUUGAUCUUGUUCCUUCGCAACAUCAGCCCCUCGCCAAUGUCUGGGCAGCUCGGCUAGCAGGAGCGGGAUCUAUUUUGGGGUUCUUCAUAGGGCAGAUCAAUCUGUCGACCUACCCGCCCUUCUCCUGGUUUCCUGGGACUUCUACCGUUGGUUUGGAUGAGUCUGCAAAGGCAAUUCUGGACGAAACAGAGGUCCAGGUCAAGUGCGUCGUCCUUCUUGUCGUCUUCAUGCUCGUGUGGACCCACAUCGUUACGAUCUUCGCGGCAAAGGAAACACCUCUCGCGCCCUCGACUUCGUCGUCAUCGUCAAAAAGGAGUAAAGGAAUCGCAAUAAUAAUCAGUCCUCUGCGGCAAACAUGGACAGAAGCAGUCGAGACGGCAAAGAUGCUUCCUAGGCCAGCGUGGGAGAUCUUCAGGGUACAAUUUUUUGCCUGGAUUGCCUGGUUUCCUGUUCUCUUUUACAGCACGACGUGGAUUGCCAAGAUUGCGGCAAACAGUCCUGCACACCAUGACUCGGCCUCUUCCGUCCGUUUGGGGUCGCUCGGAAUGCUUAUGCACGCCAUUGUCUCAAUAUUCUUCACGAUCGUCUCCCCGAGCCUCUUGCAGCUCUUCAAGCGGCUAGAUCUGGCCAUCUUGAGGAGGGCCGAUCAUCUCACGGCCGUCUGGGCCUUUUCAAAUCUGGCGUUUGGCUUCGUCCUCCUUUCAACGUAUCUAGCGGCAAGCACUCGCAGCAUAGCAGGUGCAAUGGUCGUCAUUGCUCUCACUGGAUUCCCGUGGGCGUUUGUCCAGUUCGUGCCCAAUGCUCUGCUCGGCAUUCUUAUCCAGAAACACGACACCGAAGAGUCCGAAGACGGAGCCCAAGGUCAUAGCGAUGCCAUCUCUAUGAGCACCGUCACCCACACCAUUGGACAUGACGACGAGGAAGAUCCUCGGGAUGGGGAUACUAGUGGAGGGCGGCCGCGGCCUCAUUCGCGAUCGAGCAGCAUCCAUGCGCACGCUUCACAGGGUGGCGAGAUUGAUGGUGAAACCGAUGAAGGCAGAAAGCGGUCGAGCAGCGCACACGGCAAGCACGAGCAAGAAGAGGAAGACGAUGACGAGGGCAGCGCACAAGAAGUUUUGUCCUUUGGGCCUCGCACCGCCCGUGACGUAGAAGACGGCAAUUCGUCGUCUUCAAACGAAGACGAUGGUGAGGCAGGCAACGAGGAUGAAGAGGAAAGUUUGAUGCGGGAAGGUAGAGAAAGCAACGGACGCAGAAGAGGAAGAAGGCAGAAAAGAGGGAAGAAGAGGUCAAUGGCACAACGGAGCGGGACGGUGUUGGGCCUGCACAAUAUCAGCCUUGUAUUACCCCAGUUCUUGACGACGGUCAUGAGCACAAUUGUCUUUGCCCUUGUCGACUCGCAUCAAAAGCCUGUCGAGAAUGGGACCCCUCAAAAAGACGAAGACGAGCUGACACGCAACGAUGGCGAUGCUAUCGGCCUCGUCCUACGAAUCGGCGGCGUGGCUGCGCUCGUUGCCGGUAUAUUUGGCCUGAGACUGGCUGUGAGGCAUCGGGCCGCGCUGAGCGCUUAGAUUGACAAGCGAAUGUAUAGAUGUGCUCCAAUAAUGA
This is a messenger RNA of Acaromyces ingoldii, 2270 nucleotides long. RefSeq names its product MFS general substrate transporter. Gene Ontology annotation, cellular component: membrane. The transcript has 7 exons. The record is from RefSeq and is a predicted model, not a curated record. Bases 281 to 2233 code for a protein of 650 amino acids. NCBI's taxonomy places the organism in Eukaryota, Fungi, Basidiomycota, Exobasidiomycetes, Exobasidiales, Cryptobasidiaceae. Gene Ontology annotation, molecular function: sucrose:proton symporter activity.